Messenger RNA from Fonsecaea multimorphosa CBS 102226, 1425 nucleotides. RefSeq lists its product as uncharacterized. Gene Ontology annotation, biological process: amino acid transmembrane transport. Gene Ontology annotation, cellular component: vacuolar membrane. The record is from RefSeq and is a predicted model, not a curated record. Gene Ontology annotation, molecular function: amino acid transmembrane transporter activity. Bases 1 to 1425 code for a protein of 474 amino acids. The transcript has 3 exons. NCBI's taxonomy places the organism in Eukaryota, Fungi, Ascomycota, Eurotiomycetes, Chaetothyriales, Herpotrichiellaceae.
AUGGCUAUCUACGAGAAGAAGACGGCGGCUGAGAUCCACAGCGACGCCAUCACCGGCUCUCCCCAGUCCGAUGUCUCUUUACAGGGCGGUGACAAAGAAGCGACGCUGGAGGCGCGCGAGAUCUUCAAGGAUGACCACGAGGGCGUCAAGUUCCGCACCGUCAGCUGGCAGCGGGCCACCAUCAUCUUCCUCAAGAUCCAGUUCGCCAUGAGCAUCCUGGCCGUGCCGGGGGCAUUGGCCACGUUGGGAGCCGUUGGGGGAGCUCUGUCCAUCGUCGGCUGGGAGGUGCUGAAUACGUACACGGCCGUCAUCUUGGGCGACUUUCGUAACCGCCAUCCUGAAUGCCACACACUGGCCGACAUGUGUGGCCUCAUCUGGGGCCGCGUGGGCAAGGAGCUGGUCGGGUUGCAAAUCCUAGUUGCUCAGGUUUUGAUCACUGCGGCGGGGAUCGUGUCGUGCUCGACGGCUUUCAACGCCCUGUCGGAGCACGGCGCGUGCACGGUGGUAUUUAGCUUCGUCUCGGCCGUGUUGAUCACGAGCUUUUCGUCGGUGCGGACCUUCUCACGUCUGGGUUGGUUGACGUGGGUUGGGUUCACGACCUUCUUCAUCGCGGUCUUCAUCUUCGUCGUCGCCGUGACGCAGCAGAACCGACCCGCCGCAGCGCCGCAAACAGGGGACUUCGACCUCGGGUGGGUGGCGAUCGCGCAUCCGGGGUUCGUGGCGGGCAUCACGGCCAGCGCCAACAUCUUCAUCUCCGGCAGCGGCUCGCAGAUGUAUCUACCGGUCAUCUCGGAGAUGCGCCGGCCCCGCGACUACCGCAAGGCGGCCAUCGUGGCCGGCAUCCUCGUCGGCGCCAUGUACCUGACCUUCUCGCUGGUCAUCUACCGGUGGUGCGGGCAGUGGCUGGCGACCCCGGCGUUCGGCAGCGCAGGCACGCUGUUCAAGAAGAUCUCGUACGGCAUCGCUCUCCCGGGCCUGGUCAUCGGCGUGGGCAUCUACCAGCACGUCGCGGCGAAAUUGAUCUUCGUGCGUCUCCUCCGCGACUCCCGCCACCUGCAGGCCAACACGGUCGCCCACUGGGCCACCUGGCUGGGCAGCAACCUGGUUCUGGGAGUCCUGGGGUUCAUCAUCGCCGAGGCCGUUCCCAUCCUCAACUAUCUUUUGGGAUUGGCGGGGUCUCUGUGCUUCGCCCCCUUCAGCUUGAUCUUCCCGGCCAUGCUGUGGAUGUACGACUACAAGACCUACGCUCGAGGCAGCGCCUCCCAGAAGGCCUUUUACGGAUUCCAUAUCCUCAUUGUGCUGGUCGGGCUCUUCAUGGUCGUUGGCGGAACGUACGGGGUUGCCGUGUCGAUCAAGCAGGCCUUUGACGAUGGAUUGAUUUCCAAAGUCUUCGACUGCGCCGAUAACUCAGGGACCAUUUCUUGA